AUGGACUGCCCAAGUGUUAAUACUCCAUUCCUGACUGAACGAAAAACUGGGCCUGAGAUUGGAGCACUGGGUAAGAGGAUUUGUGUGCGACAAUUUUCCGAGCGCAUCACAGCAUGGCCAGAGGAAGAUUGGUCAGGCAUUUCUGAUUCUAAGCAGCGCAGGAGGUUGCAGAACCGGCUAAAUCAGAGAGCCCGACGCCUGCGGAACAAACUUGACUCUCAAGCCCCACCUGACAACAAGGCGAGUAAGAGUGGUAACCGUUCGUCGGCCGACAGGGGAGAACAUGGUCUGAAGGGGGUGACGACCCCAGAGUAUCGUAAACAAGUCUCGAAUAGACAUUGCAUUAGUGACAGUGUGCCAACAAUCUCUCUGGCAGCAAUCGAGCACGUACAUAUUCUUGAGGCAGACUCACCUCAUACUCAGUGGAUAUUGCAACAGCUAGAAAUCAUAGCGCGCACUCAGUACAUGCUCGGCUCCCCGCGUACCGACAUGCUGCUCCACCUAAUCCAGUUUAAUUUCACAAAAGCUCUGAUAGAGAAUACUAGGGUUUUCGGGCUGACCUCGGAGCAAUUACACGACGAUGCCAUUUCGCCGUUUAAUAUCGCUGGUCCGUGGCCGUAUAAUUUCGAAGCGUCGCUUCCUUCUAGUCUCCAACCCACCAUCAUUCAGCGCACGAUACUGCAUCAUCCGUGGCUAGAUCUGCUCCCAGUCCCGGAAAUGAGAGAUAAUCUGAUUCUCGCGGAAGAUUCAUAUGACGAAACUCGGCUCUGCCUUGACAUGAAAGGGGAUGGAAGUGUUAACACGGGCCAAACAGGCAUUAUUGUUUGGAGAGACCCAUGGGACUUCGGGAUGGGAAGUCACCGAACCAUUUGCUCGUUCUUGGGGAUGGGUGAUUCGAGGUUGUCGGGAUCUCCGUCGCUCUACAAACUCUUGGAGAGCACGACGAAAUGA
Molecule: messenger RNA, 951 nt
Organism: Aspergillus bombycis
Lineage: Eukaryota; Fungi; Ascomycota; Eurotiomycetes; Eurotiales; Aspergillaceae
Product: bZIP transcription factor
Exons: 2
Coding region: 1-951 (316 amino acids)
Source: RefSeq, a predicted model, not a curated record